Angiostrongylus costaricensis is the source of this 576-nucleotide messenger RNA. The record is from the annotation of a GenBank genome assembly. Lineage: Eukaryota; Metazoa; Nematoda; Chromadorea; Rhabditida; Metastrongylidae.
AUGAGAUGUUUCUCUAUAUUUAGAAGUACUAUUGUGACACAUUUUCCUAACGAUUUCUUUUUUAAGUUCGUCGACAAUGUGGAGAGUCAUAUGUGUGUCAAUGUCGUGUCACAAGCAUUGCUUCUACAUCUUCUAAUUCACGAUGCUAGGAUAGUGUUUACAAGCUCUGCUACUGCCAAAGUAUCUCACUUCACGAUCGCUUGUUUAUUUUCAGAUCCUUUGUCAUACUAUGUGGGACGGUACCAAGCGUACUGCUUUUCGAAGCUGGUCCUUUCCACUUAUGUUGAGCAAUUAUCGAAAUCACAAGGUUUUGCCACCAUUCAUCCAGGCGUCAUUCCGGGUACAUUGUAUCGUAAUACCAACAGAUUCGUGAGGUUUUUGACAUAUAGGAUUUUGCCAUACUUCUUGAGGAAACCUGCGUUCAGUUCUUUGCUUAUCGCUCAUACAGCCUUACGUGACGAUCUCGUUGGUGGAUCGUAUUAUGAAGAUUGUGCCGUGAAGUCCUUUGGAAGCGGGUUAUCGGAAAAAGUACGUCAUUUGUGCGAUAAUAUUUUGUAUAACAUGCAUUUAUGGUAG